ACCUACCUACGCCACCACCUCGAGGAACAACACUGUCGUCGUGUUUGGCGGCAUCCGAUGCACCAAAAGCUCAAAGGAUGGAGGCUAGCGAGUGGGAUCACGCGACCUUGAGGGAGGAAGAAUUCGAGCAGCAUGCCGUAUAUUUGGUACCGGAUGUGUCAGCAUCACCGGGCGAUACCAAUCGUGCCGAGUCGUCCUUGCCACGGAACUUGGUCCUCAAACCCUCUCAAGCUCUCAACGAUGUAUGUUCUUUUGCAAAACAAAACUCAUCUCGAAAUCUCAGCGUGUUGGGUGUAUGGAGCACCAGUUACAUCCCCAAAGGGACACGUUUCGGCCCUCUGGUUGGUCAGGUGUAUACGAAGGAUUCGGUACCGGCAGACGCGAACCGGAAGUACUUCUGGCGGGUAUACAAGAACAAUGAACUAUUCUAUUACAUCGACGGUUAUGACGUCCAGAAAUCGAAUUGGAUGCGUUACGUGAAUCCCGCCUACUCGUCCGAAUCGCAGAACCUAAUAGCAUGCCAGUAUAAGAUGAACAUUUAUUUUUACACGAUCAAGCCAAUAUUACCGCAUCAAGAGUUGCUGGUUUGGUACUGCAGGGAAUUCGCGGAAAGGCUCAAUUAUCCGCUCACCGGUGAGCUGAUGCUUCAGAGAAUACGACAACAAGUACAACAAUCAACGCUACCAACGGAAAUUUCGCCCGCCGUCGACGUGAUAUCGCCUCUGAAAGAUCCAGCAAUCUACGAGAGACGUCAGAUGACACCAACGGAUGGUUCCGUGAGGUCAGACGAGGGUUACCAUUCAAAUGGCUAUCACGAUGAGAUUUUGACACCACCAGAGGAAAGCAGUGAGUCCGAUAGUGAGAACAACUACGUGUUGGAUUUCAGUAAAAAUGCCAAAUCGUCAGUGUGCAACGAUGAGAUUCUGAAGCAGGACAACACCGCGGUGAAAAACGAAUAUAGGAAAGUUAAGAUCAAAAUUUCCAAGACCUACGGUAACUUCCAGGCGACAAAGGGUAUAACUGACGGCCCGAAGGAUAAGGAGCAGGAAUUGUCCAGCCGAGCAGUUACUCCGGAACUCCAAAAGCCGGUAUCACCUGUUAUUCUACAGAAAAGCACGGUUCUAUCGACCGUGACUGAGGAUGAGAUAUCUGAGAAGAACAUGAAACCUUUCUACGAACCGGAAGUCAAAGGUGGUAAUCUGCCAAUGUCCGGCAGAUCUGCCUACAUAGCUAACCCCAGCAGUUCUAUUCUGGAGAACAUUCUACUACGUAACAGCACAGACAACAACAAUAAUAGCCACAACCAUCAUCACAAUGGCGGUUCGCAACAACACCAUCAGCAUCAUCAGCUGCAUCAUCAGACUCACGUAGACUCAGUGACGCCGCCACCGUCCAGUCCCACCGAGAUGGCAUAUUCCUACAAGAAGUCUCAUCGUUAUGGAAACAUUUUGCCCUGCAGCCCGGACUCUAGUUCGAAUCUGCCUCUACAAACGGACUCGUGCGUGAACUCGACCAGCAGCAACGGUGGUACGCUAUCUAGUAUGCAGAGUCCCACUGGUAAUCUACACUCCAGCACAGGAGGGCUACAUUCAAGCACCGGUGGAAACAAUGGCAGCUUACCACCGCAUCCGGGAAGUUUGCAUUCGUCUAGCAACGCCGGUGGCGGCAUACAUUCCAGCACGAGCGUGCUCUCAUCUAACGCGAUGCUAACGUCUACCAGCCCGCAUUCGGCAUCCACAACGGCAAAUGGUUGUCUGCCCAAGCGAAAGACCAAAUCGCCGUCGCCAUCGUCAAGUCAGAACGGUGUAUCCACCCCAACAACGAUCCUUUACUCCGGCAGUUCCGGGGCCGCUGGCUGUCAGAUCGAGUCCGCCAGUCCGGUUUACCCAAACUCCGCUGGCAGUAGCAAUAGCAGUACCAGCAGUAAUCAGAGCAUCUCGCCGAUUUCGCCGAUUCAAUCGCCCUCAUCCUACAGUCCGUAUGGUAGUCUGUACGGUCAUCAGAAUAGUUCGCUACAUCACAAUAUGAGUUCGUCGUUGUCUAUCAACUGCACCGCCUAUUCGCCCACGCCGAGUAGCAAUGUCGUUUACGAAAGGACGACGGAUGGCAGACGGCUAGAGGCCACCAGCAGUGGCGGCCAUCAAUUGCCCACCUCAUCAACCAUGCAAAUUGAUGGCAACCAGGCAUUGAUCACCGGCACGCACAAUCUUCAUCUCGGUCAUCAUCCGGGUCUUACCAUUCAUCCAAAUUCCUCGUCAUCUCUCAACAGAUACUCACCGGCGAGUUCCUUAUCACCGGACGAUCACGGUUGUUCCCAGAGCGGCUCCCUUAGCCCCAAUUCCCAGGGUUCGAGGGGUUACAGGUCGCUGCCUUAUCCGCUCAAGAAAAAAGACGGCAAGAUGCAUUACGAAUGCAACGUCUGUUGCAAAACCUUUGGUCAGCUAUCAAAUCUCAAGGUACACCUGAGGACGCAUUCUGGCGAAAGGCCCUUCAAAUGUAACGUUUGUACCAAAAGCUUCACUCAACUCGCGCAUCUCCAAAAGCAUCAUCUCGUGCAUACCGGUGAAAAGCCGCACCAAUGCGAGAUAUGCAAAAAGAGGUUCAGCUCGACUUCGAAUCUAAAGACCCACCUUAGACUGCACUCUGGUCAAAAGCCAUACGCCUGCGACCUUUGCCCCGCCAAGUUCACCCAAUUUGUUCAUUUGAAACUGCACAAGAGGUUACACACAAACGAACGACCGUACACCUGCCAAGGUUGCGAUAAAAAAUACAUUAGCGCGAGCGGCCUCAGAACUCACUGGAAGACAACGAGCUGCAGACCAAAUAAUAUCGAGGACGAGCUCGCGCUUGCCGCGGCCGUGGGUUCACCGACGUAUUACGAGUAUGGUCCUGAUAUGAAUGUUGGAAAUAUGCCCAAGGAAUGCGAAUUGGAGCACAUUGAUAAUUACGACAGGCAUGGAUCGACACAUGGCCCGCACUCCACGUCCCUUCACAACUUGGAAAAUUCCGUGGGUCGGCCGAGCGUCAUAGAAACGUCCCAACCACACAUUAUCGAGUGUACAUAAGUACAUUACAA
Molecule: messenger RNA, 3076 nt
Organism: Atta colombica
Lineage: Eukaryota; Metazoa; Arthropoda; Insecta; Hymenoptera; Formicidae
Gene: Blimp-1
Product: PR domain zinc finger protein 1
Exons: 9
Coding region: 78-3065 (995 amino acids)
Biological process (GO): cell fate commitment; regulation of transcription by RNA polymerase II
Cellular component (GO): cytoplasm; nucleus
Molecular function (GO): DNA-binding transcription repressor activity, RNA polymerase II-specific; histone deacetylase binding; RNA polymerase II cis-regulatory region sequence-specific DNA binding
Source: RefSeq, a predicted model, not a curated record